This is a messenger RNA of Glarea lozoyensis ATCC 20868, 774 nucleotides long. RefSeq lists its product as uncharacterized. NCBI's taxonomy places the organism in Eukaryota, Fungi, Ascomycota, Leotiomycetes, Helotiales, Helotiaceae. Bases 1 to 774 code for a protein of 257 amino acids. The record is from RefSeq and is a predicted model, not a curated record. The transcript has a single exon.
AUGGCUCCCGAAUUCCCGACCUACCUCCUGCCCUCCACCUUCUCCCUCCCAUAUCGACGGCGACAGUCUUCUACUACGAGCACAACCUCUAUAAUAUCUGCGCCAUCUCUCAGCUCUUCACCGACCUCUACACCAUCCUCAUCUCCUCCAACGCGGUCCUACAUCCCUUCAUUCCUCACAGCUCACUCCUCUCUUACCGAAGCCCUCGAGAAAUCAAAGCCCAAACCACAAGGCUCUGAGCCCAGACUGCAGCGUACAGCCCCGAAUACCUUGAAAUGCAUCACCUGCGCGUCGGAUAUCGCGUUUGCUUCCCAGAUCGUGUCUAAAGGCUUUACUGGGCGACACGGUCGAGCAUAUCUCGUCGCCCCACCAGAACCCGCAAACAAACCCAGAGUCAACGAGUUAAUCAACACAAGGAUCGGACGCUCUGUCAACCGCGAGCUUCUUACCGGCGCACAUGUUGUGGCAGAUGUCACCUGUAAAAUAUGCGGAACAGUACUAGGUUGGAAGUACGUGGAUGCGAAGGAGCUGACGCAGAGAUACAAGAUUGGGAAAUUCAUACUGGAGAUGAAGAGGGUGGUGUUGGGCGUGAAUUGGGGUGAUGAAGAACCGAUCGUGGAUAUCGAUGGUAAGAAUAAGGAGGCGGAGGUCAUUGUUUUCGAUAGCGACGAUGAGGAUGAAUGUGAAGAUCUUUUCGCUGGGACGUGGGAUAGAGAUGUUGUUGCGAAGCGCAGAAGUCGGAGGACUGGAUGGAGGAAGAAGGAAUCGGUAUGA